This is a messenger RNA of Capsaspora owczarzaki ATCC 30864, 2715 nucleotides long. RefSeq lists its product as hypothetical. Bases 1 to 2715 code for a protein of 904 amino acids. The transcript has 6 exons. NCBI's taxonomy places the organism in Eukaryota, Filasterea, Ministeriida, Capsasporidae. The record is from RefSeq and is a predicted model, not a curated record.
AUGCUGUCAGGUCGGCUGGUGACAACUGUCGCGUUUUUGGUGCUUGCGGCGCUUGUCCACAACUCUUCCGGUGCGUACCAAAUCCGCAACUUGCACUUCCUAUCUCCGACGCAGAACACUGCAGUAUCUUGCACAUCAUCAUCCACUCAGCUUGACAGUGUUGAUGCGAUUACUCAUCCCACCCCGCACCCAAACCCACCGCACCCAACCUCAUUCCACUCGACUCCAACCAUCCCGAUCACCACCAUCCCGACCACCUUCACUUCCACAACCAUCUUUAUCACUGUCAUCACUGCCGUCCCUGACGCGAUCUAUUGCGACUCGACCUUUUACGAUACCGACUAUGGAUGGUAUCAUCUGUUCACGAUGGACAACAGCAACUGGGAAUCGGCCGAUGUGGGCACGGAAGUGCAAUGCUGGUUCAAGGGCUUUGAAUCCGAGCACGAUAACGGCCAUGAAGACCGUUGGUGGAAGUAUCGCAGGAGUUGCAUCACGCAUUCUGGCGAGCAAAUCACGAAAGGGAACGUUCCCGACCAAAACUACUUUCAGAUGAACGAUUGGGAUAAGGAUUUCAGCUGGACUGUGACAGGAGGUCGAACAAUCUACGGGAUGAACUCGCGCCACUGGGGCUCGAAAGAAGAUCGUCUUUAUCAAGUGAAAACCGUUCAAAUGAUUCCCGAGUUCGAGUACACGGGUGGGUGUUCGACGACUGCCGAAGUGAACAACUUUGACGGAAGUCUAGACUACACCUGCCCCCAGUCUUUUCAGUUUAUCGCUGGCAUGUCUUCAGCCCCGCCAACCUCAAUCACUCUCGGCAGCGUGAGCUGCCAGCCGACCACUCGCAGCAUCGGAACAGUGUGCACCUACUCUUGCGAUUCGGGCUAUGUCGUGGACGGCACAUCGCAGCGUGUUGUUCCAGUCACUUGCCUGUCCAGCACUGCUUCUGUCGGUGUGUGGUCGCGCGCGACACCAACGUGUGUUCUGUAUGCGGAACAUUGCCCGCACACUAUGGCAGCGCCAACCAAUGGAGCUGUCAACUGUGAUGGAUACUCGCUUGGUGGUAUCUGCACCAUUUCUUGCAACGCUGGCUUCCGUCUGCGUGGUUACGCGCCACUUGCUACUGUCGAUUCGGUGUGCAAAGCGGAUACCACCUGGUCACGUCCCGAGACGUUCUACUGCGACCCGAUCGCCUGCCCCGCGCUUUCUCUUGGUAAUGGUGGACUGAACUGCGUUGGAGGAACGAUCGCUUACAACUCGCAGUGCACCCCGUACUGCAACGCCGGCUUCACACUGGAGGGCGACUACACUGGCGCAGUGCGCUGCAACGCCUCGCAGCUGUGGAACGCAACCCUCUCUGCGCACUGCCAGAUUGUGUCGUGCGACCCUCUGACUCUCGAAAACGGUGCCAUCGACUGUACCAAUGGCAACACAAACUACCUCUCGGAAUGCACACCGAGCUGCAAUGCAGGCUACACCCUUGGCGAAGCCAACACAAAUCCUGUGACGUGUCAGGCGUCGCGCGAGUGGAGCGCAACGCUGCAAGCAGAAUGCACGAUUGUAUCGUGCGAUCCUCUGACGCUUGAAAACGGUGCUGUUCUGUGCACCAACGACAACACAAACUACGGAUCUGAGUGCAUCCCGAGCUGCAACCCCGGCUACUCGCUUGGAGGAGACUACGCCGAUGUUGUCGAGUGCCUGGCGACACGAGAGUGGGACCGCCCGAUGGACGCCUCGUGCACCAUUGUUGCCUGCGACGUUCUGACGCUUCCGCACGGCACCGUGAACUGCACGAACAACUCGACCGACUUUGGCUCUGAAUGCACUUCGUCCUGCGAUUCGGGUUACCAGCUUGUCGGAGGUUACACGGGUGCCCUCUUCUGCAACUCUUCGAGCUCCUGGAAUGCUACUUUCACCGCUCGGUGCGAGUUCAUCGAAACUCCGUCGUCUGACUCCGCUACGAUCAUAGCGAUCGGGGCUGGUGCUGGUGCGGGAGGACUUUUGCUCCUUCUCCUGGUGCUUCUCCUACUAGUGCUUGCACGUCGUCGCCGCUCAACGAACCAGCAGAAGUCGCUGCACGAGAGGGAUUCGGGUUUCUUCCUCGUCCCUGGAAUUCUUCGUCAACCGAGUGCUACAUCCUACAAGUUCAAUACGACUGUUUCGAACGAGUCGUUUGGUGCGUUUAGCGCCGAGUAUGACACUCUCCAGAGGAAUGAGGUACCUUACGCCACACUUGUUGGCGGAGAGCGUUCUUCCGCCGUCGUUUACGACAGUCCUGCCGCACCUGCCUUCGGAUAUGCACACCCCGUGUUUGUAAACUCCGACAUGGCGACCGAUGAUCAUGCGGAAGUGUCCUACAACAAUCCAGUGUUUGAAGCCUCGGAGGGAGCCGCAGACGAUGAGGGUGCUAUCUAUGUCUCGCCUGACGCGAAGAUCGCCGAAGCGAGCUCGUCAUCACCUGUUCAGUAUGCCAACUCUCAGGCUGUGGAGCAGUCUGCUAACGCGGGAGCAGAUGAGGUUGCAAACUAUGUCUUGCCGAACGCUCAGCCCGCGGAAGCGAGCUCUUCAUCGCACGUCCAGUACGCCAACUCGCAGGAGCAGAAUGCAGUCUAUGAACCAACCCCAGAACUGCCCGCUGAUGAGCAAGUGGUCUACAAGACGCCAGUGUUUCACUCCCCAAGCCCUAGCACUCCAGCUGACUCGUACGUGACCUUCUAG